AUGACACAUAGAGAAAUGAAAAAUACAGAAAAUUCAAGUUUAUCAAUAGAUCGUGAUGCUUUGUAUGAUCAGUGCUUUUCAGAAAACGAAGAAGAAUGUCCAGUUAAUUACAGUUUAAAAUAUUCAGAAACAGAAUCAUGUAAAAUAAUAAUUAAAACAAAUGAUGAUAAUGAUAAAAAUAAAUUUAAAAAUUUUUCCAAUUACGAAGAUUUAUGUAAAGAACAACCGACAAAUUACAGUUUAAAAUAUGGCGAGAAACCAGUCGAAGAAGAAGAAGUAGAUGAAGAAGUGAUUAAAAAUUCAAAUUUUAAUUAUUAUCAAAGUGAUAAAGUUAAAUAUAAAGAAUAUAGUGAUUAUGCUGAAACAGAUUUAGAUCAACCAACCGAUUUCACUCUUAAAUAUGGAGAACCGAGUGACGAAGAAGAAAAAAAUGAUAAUUUUAAUUAUUAUGAAAAUAACGAUAGUAAAUCAUCGGAAAAUUUUGUCGAACAAUCCGAAAGAGUUGAAGUUACAAAUGAACAAAUCACAGAGCAUUAUGCAUGUGAGGAUGAAACACCAUUGAUGUUUUCAAGAUGCAGUUCGUUGAAUUCCUUCAGUAGUUUCGAACAAAUAACUCAAUCAAUACCAGAUGAUAGAAGUUCUGUUGUGAGUGAUUUUAGUCGCACUACAAGCGGUGUCAUUUCUCCAAGCGAAUUACCAGAUUCUCCGACUCAAACAGCACCCUCUAGUCCGAAAAGGAACAAACUUGUUUGUUUUUCUAUAAAUGAAGAUUUGGGUGAGAAAAAAAGUGUUUUCGAAGAUGAUGUAACAACAUAUAAACAAGAAGAUACACCUAUUGAAUUUUCAAGAGCGACUAGUUUAAGUUCUUUAAACAUUGAUAAUCCAGUUAAAACUGAUUUUAAUUUAAAGACUAAUUCAUCUGCUUCUUCUGUCGCUGGUGGGGAUGAAAUGAAAAUUAGAGAAACUAGUCUACCAACUCUGCCACAAAAUUCUCAAAAAGAUGUUAAAAAUACUGAGGGAAAAACUGAUGAUGAUAAAAUUAGUAAAACACAAACUAAAUCAGGUUCAGACAUUAACGAUGAAGCUUUAAUUAGUGGAAUAAAUAACAUAAGAAUCGAAUCCAACAGUAAAUUUGUUAUAAAAUGUGUCGAGUCAUCUUUACCAUCAAAGGAUGGAUCAGAGCCAUUGAAUUCAUUUGUAAAUAAAACUCCAGUCGAAGAAAGAAAGAGUUCGAGUUGUUUCACGGAGAAACAGGAAGUGAUGAAAAGGGAAGAAGAGGGGAUAACGAAAGAAUGUAGAAUUUCACAAAGGAUUCCUAUAGAAAAUGAUGAUAAUAACAAGAAAAAAGGAAAUUCGGAUAAUUUAUUAAAAGAUGAUGAUGAUGAUGAUGAUGAUGAUAGUUUGAAAAUUCAUUCGUCUAAUUUAACGAUCGAUGAUUGGUCUUCGGAAUCGUUUACACCAUUAGAAGAAGUACUCGUCGAACAAUGCAUACGAUUGGGUAUGCCAAAGAAAAUCGAUAGUAAAUCAUGUAAAGAACCGGAAAAUUUUAAAUUGUUAGAUGGAAAUUCAUCCGAAGCUUGGUACUCGAAAUCUUGUACACCUUUCGAAGAGGCACUCGUUGAACAAUGCAUAAGACUGGGAAUGCCACAAAAGAAUAAAAAACCUGAAAAUAUACUCGGAACAAACGAAAGAAAAUUAAAUAAAGACAAACAAGUUUGUAAUUCGUCGAAAUUGAAUCAAGUCAAACCAGUUAAUUGUGAUAGCAAAUUUCCCGUCGCUGUCGGAACACCUCAAUACGAUUAUAAUCUGUCGUCACAAACAUCUUAUUUAUCAUAUUCUGGGGAGCCUUGUGCCUGGUCACCACAAUCAUCCAAUACCGUACCGAGAGAGUCCGUUUACAACGGAGGUUGUACGCCAUUAGAAGAAGCACUCGUACAACAAUGUAUACGAUUGGGAAUGCCUAGAAAAAGCAAUGUGAAAAAUUCCGACGUGACAAAUAAUCAUUACAUCGUUAAUAAUUGUGAUGAUCAUGUCAAAAACGCGACGACGACGACGGCCAUGAUGGACAAGCCGAAAAACGCGUCGGAUAAAGAAAGGGAAACAUUUAAAAAAAGCGAACGUUUUAUUUGUAAUCCGGGUAGGAGAUUUACAAACAGGCGUAAAAAAUAUAAAGAAAGUUGUAAAAGAUGUAGAAAAUGUAGAGAAAAAUCAAAGCAAAUGUUUUGA
Molecule: messenger RNA, 2226 nt
Organism: Pediculus humanus corporis (human body louse)
Lineage: Eukaryota; Metazoa; Arthropoda; Insecta; Psocodea; Pediculidae
Product: adenomatous polyposis coli protein, putative
Exons: 7
Coding region: 1-2226 (741 amino acids)
Biological process (GO): negative regulation of microtubule depolymerization; cell migration; cell fate specification
Cellular component (GO): catenin complex; beta-catenin destruction complex; cytoplasmic microtubule
Molecular function (GO): microtubule binding; gamma-catenin binding; beta-catenin binding
Source: RefSeq, a predicted model, not a curated record